Molecule: messenger RNA, 1791 nt
Organism: Adineta ricciae
Lineage: Eukaryota; Metazoa; Rotifera; Eurotatoria; Adinetida; Adinetidae
Source: the annotation of a GenBank genome assembly
AUGACACAAAUAUUAACAAUAGUUGACUAUAAAGGUUCACAAGUCUAUAUUUAUGGUGCAAUUUCAAAUGAAAAUGAAAAUAAGUUAACACCACAAAAAUGGAUCUUUUAUUAUGUACCAGUUAUGGCACGUUCUCAGAAUGGUUUGGGCGAUAGGUGGAUAUGGUCUUCUAACACUGAAAUACGGUUAACACUAAUGCUAGGCAACCCAGAGAUUCAAGAAUUAGCGCGCAAAGCAAUUGUUGAUAAAUAUGAUCCAAAUGUAUCACAGUAUUCAAAAUCUUGGACUGUGGCUCCAUUGAUGAUUGACUCUCUAACAGCUUUUAUUGUAAGUGGUAGAGCAUCACCAGUAGCCGGUGUACAUCCCUAUCGUGUAGUGCAUCCAAACAGUCUUACAAUGACAUUUCGAUUUCAAUGUUCAUCAAAAGAAACUGCUGAGCUUAUCGCAAAAAAGGUUGCUAAUGGUGACUAUGAAAUUGAAAUUGCGUUCUAUUUUGCUGGGUUUAAACACAUGACAACGAAUUUCUUUUCAAUUACUAGUGAUCAGUUAAAAAGUGUACUGAGCAAAACAAUAGUUGAUGGGGGUAGUAUAACCGCACAAUAUAUUCAUCGUAAUCAAGCAUCAAAAUUUAUUGAAAACUAUAUAGCAAAUGUCAAGAAAAUGAUUUAUAUGGAAAAUAUAAAUGCCGUUACAGCGUCUCUUAUCAAUGAUCUAGAAGAGCAAUUUAUUUCAUUGCUACAACAAGGUAUGAAUGUUGCACAACAAAUUUCGCUAGAUGCAGCAUUAUUCGAUCAAAUAUGGUUUCCGUUCGAUUUAAAUCCUGAUCGAUUAACAUCAGAACUUAGUAAAGUAUUCACUUACAAUGAAACUGAAACUAAACGACAUAAUUAUACAAAUACAUAUUUCGAUUUCAAUAAACAAAAUUUACCAACAUCGAGCAACAGCAACUCGGCUAGUGGUGGUGUUAGCGCUUCAUUCCUUGGAAUCACCAUAGGAUGCUCAGGUGGUUCUUCAUCGUCCUCUUCGAACUCCUUUUAUGAUAUUCUUAUGGAAAUAAAUCGUGAUAUUUUCUCUUUAGCCGAAGUAGAAAGAUUAAUCUCCCAACAACAGACUGAAUUUCAAUGGACAGGCGAAAAAUUCAUUCCAAAAUCAUUCCACGUCUAUAAAUUACUCGAUCUGACAGAUCGUCUUCAAGUGGCUAUUAUCUCAAAACAAUUGACUGCUGACAAGACAAAUGGUGCAGUAAUUCGUACGAUUAGUAUGAUCAAUAUACCAGUGGACUUUACAGUCGAACCUUUAAACAACAUACCUAGCGGAGGUAUCAUUCUAUGGAAUGGUACAGAAAAAGCAAUUCCUCUCGGUUGGGAAAUAUGCGACGGUACUAAUGGUACUCCAGAUUUGCGUGAUAAAUUUGUUAUUGGUUCUGGUUCGGGUGCACAAACACAGCCUCAUACCACUGGUGGGCCAUCGAGUGUAGUACCACUAAUUGCGGUGUACGGGGCAGCAUUAAAUGAAUCACAAAUGCCGAGUCAUGAUCAUGGUGGUGUGACUGGGCCUGAAGAUGACAAAGAGGAAUAUUAUGAUCACCACUCCGAACGAAAUACAAGGGUAGUUGUAACGAGUGAGGGUCGAUAUUUGGCUCAUCGUACUCACGAUCUUUAUCCUACUUGUAAGCAUGCACAUAAAAUAAGAACUAGUGGACAAAAUCAACCUCAUACACAUGCAGCAACAUCAUCAACAAUUGAUUUACAUCCACCAUUUUAUGCACUUAUUUAUAUUAUGAAGCUAUAA